GGAUUUUAUUGCAGGAAUCUGAAACUCGCACGUUUCCCAGAAUAAUGCUGGUAACGCUUUCCUCAAACUUUCCUUUAGAGAUAAAAUCGGAGGAAGAAGAAUUUGCCCCAGAAGCAGCAGAGGGACCUUGAUGCACUUGGACCGACCUAGCCUUAUCCUGUGAGAAGACUCUGUGUCCCUCGUGGACCUCGAAACGCUCAGCCUGGAAGUGCUGAACUGAGGCCAUGGCCACAGGGAAUCCAGCUGUGCUCCAGGCGUCCUCUCAGGACACGAGGGAAGGAAACAAGCCACCGAUGGAAGGCAUUCAGGUGCCCAAGAAAGGAGGAGUCAGAUCAGAUGCCAUGAGGGUGCUAGGUCCAAGUCAGCCAAAACUCGAUACUCACGAAACACAAAGAAUCAUAGCGGUCUUGGACGAGACGAUCGUCAAGCUGGAACUGAGCAGUUUGAUCCCCGGCAUCAUGGAGUCUCUGGACGGGUUUGCUGAUAUCCUGGGACCUGAGAUCACGAGUGACCUGAUCGAGCACCAGAAGCUUUUGAGCAAAAUGGAGGAGCUGCUUUCCAGCUCUCAAGAAGGGCAGCCCUCACCAGCUGAGGAACAGAGGGAGAGUCUGGGCUUGCUGGAGCGACAUCUGAAACGUUCUGUUAGGGACAUUCUGAGGCUUCUGCUGGCCAGCCCCUCACUUUGUCAGGCUCUGCCUUAUGAAGUCUGUGCAAGACAGUCGUCGGCUGAAGCGUUUAUCCAAACCUUUAGGGAGUUCAGGAAUUUCAUGCACGAGAGACUCCUGACUAGUCCCUUAGAAGAGAAAGAGAAGAUUCAGUUCAUGGAGGACAUUUCCCUCCGGAUUAGGAGAAACACUGAAACACUCACAGCUUUAAAGGCAGAACUGGCAGCAACGAUCCAGUCUCGAGAUGAGAAGAUUCACAGGAAGGACAACGUGAUCAAAGAUCUCAAAACCUCCYUGCAAGAUGUGGCCGACAACUACAAGAUCAGUGUCCAGCAGAUAAUGCAGGAAGCAGAAAACCAGCAAAAGGAGGAGYUGCGAGCGUGGCAGGCCAGGCGCGCGAGGCUUCAGGAGGACAUGGAGCAGCUGAGAGCACAACUCCGUGCGCUUGUCCUGGAGCAUCGCGAGUCGGAGCUGGCUCUCAGAAAGAAGAAGUGCAAAGUAGAGAUGGAAAUUGAGAAGUGGAUCCAGAAAUAUGAUGCGGACAUGGGGGAAAAACAGGCUGAAUAUGAGGAGCUUUAUGCUCUCUACUCUGAGGAGAAGGCCCAGGUGUCCCUGCUGCAGGAGAAACAUGACGUGCUUAUCCAGGAGUACUCUCAGAUUGCGGAGGAGCGCAGUGUGCGUCAGCAGAAGCAAAAACAGGAUUCGGAUGAGUUGGUCACCAUGACCAUUGCUGCCACCCGCAUCCAGGCCUUCUGGAGGGGAUACUUGGUUCGGUCGCUCUUCAAGACAAAAAGGAAGAAGAAAAAGAAGGGAGGGGGCAAGAACUUCAACAGAUAAGCACAAAGAUCUAUUCUCUCUCCUCUGUUCUUUYCUCCUGGCAAAGCUGCUGCCUCCCCUGGCUCUUCUGGAUAAAAACRUUAGCUGAGAGAGCUUUUGCAGUGAGGUCCAAGCUGUCCAUGGCUGGGGUUGGCUCUCAGAGUGAGACUACAUCAACAAAGUGGCAUAAAGGCGUGUCUCAGCAUUUAGCUUUAGCCCCCUUGCCUUUGAAAAGGGGAGGAUGUCUCCUGCUACAGGGACUGURCCAAGCAGGAGUGCAGAUUGCUGACUUGGUCUCUUGGGUCCCAUGCCCAAAUUGUGCUUUUGUGUCAGGGCCUGAUUCUU
Messenger RNA from Nothoprocta perdicaria, 1826 nucleotides. RefSeq names its product IQ motif containing D (gene DRC10). Lineage: Eukaryota; Metazoa; Chordata; Aves; Tinamiformes; Tinamidae. The record is from RefSeq and is a predicted model, not a curated record. Gene Ontology annotation, molecular function: protein binding. The transcript is spliced from 4 exons. The coding region runs from base 225 to 1502 and encodes 425 amino acids.